Messenger RNA from Miscanthus lutarioriparius, 2067 nucleotides. NCBI's taxonomy places the organism in Eukaryota, Viridiplantae, Streptophyta, Magnoliopsida, Poales, Poaceae. The record is from the annotation of a GenBank genome assembly.
AUGGCGAAAGGAGCAGGACGGGACCCGGAGCUGUUCGCGGAGCUGUGGCGCGCCUGCGCGGGGCCGCUCGUGGAGCUGCCCCAGACCGACGAGAGGGUCUUCUACUUCCUCCAGGGUCACCUGGAGCAGCUGCAAGAGCCGACGGACCCGGCGCUGCUGGCCGAGCAAAUCAAGAUGUUCCAGGUGCCCAACAAGAUCCUCUGCAAGGUCGUCAACGUCGAGCUCAAGGCCGAGACAGAAACGGACGAGAUGUACGCCCAGAUCACUCUGCAGCCCGAACCAGAUCAAGUGGAUCUGCCCACAUUACCUGACCCACUCCUGCCGGAGACGUCAAGGCCUGUGGUGCACUCCUUCUGCAAGAUCCUCACACCAUCCGACACCAGCACUCAUGGCGGUUUCUCCGUUCUUCGGCGUCAUGCAAACGAAUGCCUCCCACCACUGGAUAUGUCGAUGCCGACCCCAACCCAAGAGCUCAUCACAAAGGACCUACAUGGAUCUGAAUGGAGGUUCAAGCACAUCUACAGGGGCCAACCCCGUCGGCACCUUCUGACUACUGGAUGGAGCACGUUUGUCACAUCAAAGAAGCUGAUUGCUGGUGACGCUUUUGUCUACCUGAGGAGUGAGACAGGAGAACAGCGUGUCGGAGUGAGGCGCCUUGUGCAGAAGCAAAGCACAAUGCCAGCAUCUGUUAUAUCAAGCCAAAGCAUGCAUCUUGGGGUGCUUGCAAGUGCAUCACAUGCUAUUAAGACUAAUUCCAUUUUCCUAGUGUAUUAUAGACCAAGGUUAAGCCAAAGCCAAUACAUCGUCAGUCUGAACAAAUACCUUGAAUCAAGUAAAAUUGGAUUUAAUGUGGGCAUGAGGUUUAAGAUGAGUUUUGAAGGGGAAGACGUCCCUGUAAAGAAGUUUUCUGGAACUGUUGUCGAUAAAGGAGAUCUUUCUCCACAAUGGCAAGGUUCUGAAUGGAAGACAUUGAAGGUCAAAUGGGACGAAGCCACAAACUUCAAUGGCCCUGAGAGGGUUUCCUCUUGGGAAAUUGAACCAUUCGAUGCAUCCGCACCUGCCAUCAACAUACCCAUGCAACCGUCAAUGAAAAACAAAAGGCCGAGGGAGACAGCUGAAAGCCUGGAUAUUCAUGUGCUGGAACCUGCUCAAGAAUUCUGGCUCUCUGGAAGGCCUGAACAGCAUGAGAAGACAAGUAUAAGCUCUACCGAACCCAGUUGUAUAUCUGUACAUCAAGUCGCUUGGACAAGUGAACACGCAGGAUACAGUGCCAUGAGUAGUUCAAUUUGUCAGAAUUCUGCAGUAAUUGGGAGCUGGUUCAAGGACUUCAAUUCCUCAAGCAAAGGGACCUCCCCUUCGUUGCCAGAGAUAUCUCAGAAACUGUUUCAGGUCACCAGCAACGACGUGAGGGUUCCUCCUUGGCCUGGGCUCUCUGCUUACCAAGCUGAGGAGCCCUCUUCCAAGUUGUCUUGCAACACUGCUCUGUGCAGCUACCAGACCGAGGAGGUUGCUCCAAAAUUUUCCAUUGCCGUCGAAGAAAAGAAGGAACCGGGCAUGUUCCGUCUGUUUGGCGUCAAUUUAAUUAAUCAUACUAGGAGUAGUGCUACUGCUGACAAGACGACUGUGGGAGUAGGGGAAACAUCGAUGCGAGGUGCUGGUUCUUUUGAAGACUCUGGUCAGCUAUCGGCGCUUUCAAGAGUCACGAAAGAUCAUACGCACUUGGUGAAUGAAAGCCCCAAGAAAUUCAAAGCCAUCAGAGUUGCAAUGGAAGAAGUCGUUCAAAUGCAUGGAAAUGCUGUGGGCAGAGCUGUGGAUUUAGGAAAUCUGGAUGGUUAUGAACAGUUGAUGGGUGAGCUUGAAGAGAUGUUUGAGAUAAAAGACCUUGGCUUCAAAGAGGAAUGGAAGGUUACUUUCACUAACGAUGAGAAUGAGGCAAUGGAAGUCGGAGCUGUUCCUUGGCAGGAGUUUUGCCAGAUGGUGAGGAAGAUCGUGAUCCAUCCCAUUGGAGAUGGGAGCCAUAUGGAGGCUUGCCCUUGCCCGGGGCAGGAUGGGAAGAGGGACUUUUAG